Helobdella robusta is the source of this 720-nucleotide messenger RNA. RefSeq lists its product as hypothetical. Bases 1 to 720 code for a protein of 239 amino acids. Lineage: Eukaryota; Metazoa; Annelida; Clitellata; Rhynchobdellida; Glossiphoniidae. The record is from RefSeq and is a predicted model, not a curated record. The transcript is spliced from 2 exons.
AUGUUCAAAUCGCUGAAAACAACCGUCCCGGACGUCGAAACCAAUAAAUCAGAAAACGAGCUCCAGCAGUUUCAACACACAACUACGUCCUCAGCAACUCCAAACCCACUUCCGGGUAUUAAACUGCCAAAAACGCAAAGCCAAUGGGCUGAGGCUAACGCAUAUUUUCAUCAGAAAUUUGUGGACUUAUGUGUUGUUGAGGAUAUUAACCAUUUUACCUCAACCUUCCAAAACACAAUCUACAACUACUUCGCCAAUACGUUUGGAACAGUUAAACCCAAAACAUCAACAAAUCAAAAUUCCGUCAUUAAACAACUCAAGAAGAAAUUGAAGAAUUUGAAAAUCCUUGGACGCAACAACAAUUCGUUCAACAAUGACAUAAUUGCUGUCAGCAAAUUGAUAAGGUCCAAGCUUCAUAACUCAAAGCGUCCAGGUAAAUCGGCUGAUCAAUCCGACGUUUCAAUUCAACUAUCAAAGAACUUUUGGAAAGCAUGUAAACAAAUUUUCUCGCCCACCACAACAACACCUCCAUCAUUCGAUGUUGAAAAAGGGUGCAAUUUCUUCUACAGCGCAAUGAAAGCCGAUGACAAAUGUAAUUACAACAUUCCGGACUGGAUCCCGUCUCUGCCGUUGCCCUCAUUCGGUGGUGAUGUCGGUCCUCCAACAUACGAAGAAGUUUCAAACAUUGUUCGUAGAACACUUGUUGAUCAAAGAGCAUGA